CGCGCUGGCGGCAGGAUCUCUGAGCGAUUUCGCUAGAUACGGUUCGAGUUGUGAUUUUUCUUGUGAUUAAUUUUCGUUAUUGAUGACGUUCUAUGUCAGUUGAAUUCUUCGACAGGCAUAUUAGUACAGUGAAAUUAAAUUCUAAAGCUUCGGGAACAAAACUUUAAUACUUUGAGUUAUGUUAUCGCGACGUCAAUAAAAUCGUAACAUUUAGAUCGUCACACGUUAUUAUGACUAUCUUGCGAUUAAUGUGUCGGUUAUGAUAAGCGAGGUGAUUUGACCAAAACUUGUAUCACUGAAGGAGGAAUACCAAAGAAAAUGUGUGCCAAAAUGUUUUUGUAUAGUUUUUACCUGUUUUCUCUGUUGUGGAUUGGAGUGCCGGCCGAAGAGGAGGUUUCAUCACCACUCCGUGUAGCGCAGUGUAGAGCAACAUGCUUAGAAAAGUUCGCGGCGCCUCGGCCCGGCGGGGAGUCCUCGUGUUUGCAGGUCCCAGACUGCUUUAUGUGCUGGGAGAAUUGUGAGCUGCUACAAUCAAACUUCCAAGUAUGGGGAGCCCUUUGUGAAGAGAGGGAUAUAUGUUUCCCUGGCUGCAAGGUUGCGUGCAAGUUCCACACUGAAGCAGCCAAAGCUUCACAGACCCAGCCUGUGAUCCACACGAAGGGUGAGGGAGUGAUGCGAGUUAGCGGAGCCCUCGCUCGCUGGCCUCCACCCGCUCCCCGCGCUGCCUCCCGUCCAGCACCCCUCGUUUACGUCGUCAUGCGACGCGCCGCCGAAGGACCAUGGCGACAGAUUAUACAAACCCAAGCACUAGCCACUAGAGUACCCUCCAACAAUGAAGGAGCCCUCUUAAGAGUUCUCGUCGUAGAUCCACAGGGACUUGUCACUAUCUACAGCCCAGAUGAAACUUGGGUUGCCCAUGACACAAAUGCUUCGAACGUUGAACAUAAGUGGACACUAAAAGAGAUAUCCCUUAUUCACCAAAAAGUUCUUGUUAUCGGAGAAAUUGCCUGGGAGCCUAGAAUAGCCAGGGGCGUAUACCUUGUCACUUGGGAAGUUGAUGGUGGAGGUUUAAAAGGAAACCUUUUCACAGACUCUACUCGAGUGACUUUAUCACUAUGGCCUGAUACCGUCUACCAUAUACAGGUAGAGUUGGUUUCACGUACACCAGGAGUAGAUAACGAGAGGUCUGAAACCAUGACAAUUGAUACAAGUCGAGCACAGAGAGUUUCUACAGAAAGCGUUCAAGAUGUUCAAGUAAGUGAAGGUGAUCGCCUUAUGUCAGUAUUAGUGAGCUCUAUGCGUGGAGAGAGAGUGCCUGAACGUGUCCCUGACUCAGAAUUAGUCUUGGGUUGUUUAUCAGCUAUGAUUGCAUUCGGAUUUGCAGUACUUGUUGCUAUUGUCUGGCGACGAAAAAGGCGAGGUACUUUUCCUGGAACCAACGUUUAUGUAGGAUCAUCAUCUGUUCUCAAAAGAAAGUUGGUUGAAGACUUUACUCCAACAGCACACUGUUUCCAGCCAGUGAUAGCACCAGAAACACCCAGCAAUGAGGUGGCCAAUCGGGACGUCGUUGUGUGACGUCAUAGCUUUGAUAUGCUGUCUAUUGAAGACUGCGCCUUCAGUUCCUAAAUCUUCUGACACUGGUGUGAAAGAAAUGGUGUUAUUUUAAAUAAGUGAACUUUGUGAUACAACGGACUUUCAGCAGGACUAAACAUGAACUAAUGGUAUUGUGAAGUGUAAGGACUAUUCAGUUAAAUACUUUAUGAAACUCAAUGUAAAAUGCUGCUGUUAUAAAAUAAUAUUGUGAAUUUUUUGUAUGUAGAUUAGGAGAUUGUAAAUUGAGAAUUAUUAAUAAAUGUAUUUAUGAAACACAGUAAGGUUAACACCAGAAAAAUUAGCAGUGUAAAUACGUUAAGUGCAACAUAGUAAACUGUAAUUUUCUAAACUUUGAAAUAAUAUUGCUUGUAUAUAAUGACUGUAUUACUUAUAUUGUCGUACCUAUGUGUUAAAACAUUUCUGUUUAUCGUCUCAACGAGUCUCGAUAUUAAAACAUGAUUGAUAGACUUGUCAAAUCAGUAUAAAAAUUCUAGAACUACUUUUACAACUAGUCCAUUAUAAUCAUUUAGUUAUCAUAGCUAUUAGAUAUAAUUUACUAUUAAUAGUUUCUGAUGAGUAACUACUCAUCCUAGAGAACUUUACGAUGUCUUCUUCAGCAAUAAAUACUUAUUGUAUGUAUUUGUAAAUAUUCUAUACAUUAAUUGUACAAACGUAUCAGAGAAAUUAUAUUUUUCUUGGACUUCAAUGGAAAUGUUUUUAGAUAUUACGAGUGGAAUAUGUCAAAUCAUUUAAAAACAGGAUUUUGUUUCAAAUCAGUAUUAUCAAUUCGUAGAGCAGAUUAAAUGGCUAACCUUGAUUCCUUAUAACAUUUACGAUAUAGAUAUAAUUUGUUUAAAGUUGAUGUUAGGCUUUGAACGGCGUACUUAUGUAACUUAAGUUUUGUCAAUAGUUAAUCAAUCGUGAAAAUAAUUUCUGAAUUUUAAAUGGUGAAUUUUGUUUUGAACCAAAAUCCGAAUAGAGUAAGUUAGGUCGAUUAAAUUUAUUUAUUUUUGUGAUUAAUCUUGUACCUUCACUCGAAAUGUAAAUAACAUUAAUUGCUAAUACAGCUGGAGUUUAACAAGUAUGAAUAAAUAUGU
Messenger RNA from Amyelois transitella, 2690 nucleotides. RefSeq lists its product as uncharacterized. Bases 319 to 1575 code for a protein of 418 amino acids. NCBI's taxonomy places the organism in Eukaryota, Metazoa, Arthropoda, Insecta, Lepidoptera, Pyralidae. The transcript has 4 exons. The record is from RefSeq and is a predicted model, not a curated record.